Molecule: messenger RNA, 1540 nt
Organism: Emericellopsis atlantica
Lineage: Eukaryota; Fungi; Ascomycota; Sordariomycetes; Hypocreales; Bionectriaceae
Exons: 1
Coding region: 260-1354 (364 amino acids)
Molecular function (GO): oxidoreductase activity, acting on the CH-OH group of donors, NAD or NADP as acceptor
Source: RefSeq, a predicted model, not a curated record
GCCAGGGCCAAGUGUCAAGACGGCUGAUAUAUAGUGCAUGCAUGUAAUAACAGCCGUAAAUCCCCGGUCGAGAGGGUGGAAAUGGCAUUGAGGUGACAGGGGCUAAGAUAGCGGAUACGGCCGGAAAAUUGAUUGCAUCUUAGGGCAAGCUGAACUAAAGUUGCUAGCUGACGGGCCAGCUCAACAAUUCCUCCCUCUCUGGCGUUUCAAUGUCAACAUCGGAAGGCGAAGAGCAUUGCUAUUUGCUGCUGAGAUCAAGAUGGCUGCAAUCGUGGGUGGCCUCGUAAGCCAUGUCUACAAUCUAGUUUUAUCACCAUUUGUCACCGGCCCCCUCCUCGCUGCAGUCACGUAUCGCCCCAACGAAAGUCAGAACCUGCUGUCCACAUAUGCAGGGGGGUUCCCUGGGCUCGGCGCGCUCGACCUGAAGCUCGCAAUUACCGCGCUGCGCCUGCUCUUUGGCGUGGGGUUGCUGCGCUUUAUCAAUCAGAACUUGAACGUUCGAGCGGCGAAUGCCUGGCGCACCGGGCCCAGCAAGGGAUGGAACUGGUCUGAGGAGAUCGCGGUCGUGACGGGAGGGGCCAGCGGCAUCGGCAAGGAUUUGGCGCGCAACCUCGCCGGCAGGGGUACCAAGGUCGUUGUUCUCGACAUCCAGGACAUGCCCAAGGAACUGCAUGACAAUCCUCUCAUCUCGCACUAUCACUGCGAUCUCAUGUCCAAGGACUCGAUUGGGGCGGCGGCGGCGGCUGUGCGCAAGGACGUCGGGCACCCGACGAUCCUGGUCAACAAUGCUGGUGUCUCCCAGGCAAAGCCCAUACUAGACCAGUCCGAGCCGUAUCUGCGUGCUGUCUUUGGCGUCAACAAUAUUGCCCAUUGGCUCUGCGUGCAGCAAUUCAUGCCACACAUGAUUGAGAAGAACAAGGGCCACAUUGUCACCGUGGCGAGCAUUGGCUCCUUUGUCAGCCUGUCCUCUGGCGUGGCGUAUGCUGCUACCAAGGCUGCCGCGCUGGCUUUCCACGAAGGUCUCGGGGUCGAGUUGAAGCACAUCUACCGCGCCGACAAUGUCCUCACGACCGUCGUGCAUCCUUUCUUCGUGGACACGCCGCUCAUCGCAGAGAUUUCCAAUGGCCUGACGGACUCUGGGCUCACUCUCUUGGCCAGCAAUGUCGUUGCGGAUGCCAUUAGCGAGAGGAUCUGGAGCAAGCGCGGUGGGCAGGUCACUGUCCCGAACUCGAGAGCUCUGUUAAGCGGCGUAAGAGCAUGGCCUGGCUGGCUGCAAGAAGUUCUGAGAGAUAUCAUCGGAUCGGGUACGCGCAAAGCAGGCGAAGGAAGAACGUGGACAAUCCCUGAGUGGUGAAAACACCGUAGUUUCGGUAUCGUGCGACUUAUCCAUGAAGGAAGGACCUCACUUUGCCAUCAUGUGCCUCGACGUACGCAUAUCAUGGUAUACUGUGUAGGCGAAUAUAUCGCUCAAACAGACCGGAGUAUCGGAUCCUCUCAUCAGCCGAGGUGAUCAGCCUGGGACUAGGGCCACCGCGCGCUU